AUGGUUUCGGAAGGCCCCUUCAAUGAGGUCCAUCAGUUCACAAAGUCCUACAAGCACAUGUGGGCUCGUGAUGUCGCCCAAGCGAUUAUGGACUACGACCUUAAGGGAGUCGUUGAACGCUUGAAGUUGUCUGUGCCUGACAAAUUCGAUGAGCAGGAGAGCAUUGGUUCACUGCGAGAAAAAACAAAGAAAUACACUGGUCCGGGCUAUAUCCCCGAGGAGGCGGGCAACAUUAGCGUAGGUAUUGUCGGCGCUGGUGUGGCUGGCUUAUUCUCCGCCUUACUCUUUGACUGGCUCAAUGAGAAUCCUAAGCUCAAGGGAAAAGGUCUCAAGAUCAACUACGACAUCCUUGAAGCAGCUGGCGCAGAAAGGCUCGGUGGACGUCUGUACACCCACCACUUCUCUGACGAAGAGCACGACUACUAUGAUGUUGGUGCUAUGCGCUUCCCCAACAACACCAUCAUGACAAGCAAGCCGGGUCUGAUCCCUUACUACUUGAAGGAUGAUCUGGACGUAUGCCCUGCUUACAUAAGCGAUAUAACGACCAGAGGCAAUGUUUGGGACCCGGAGAAGCAUCCAAAUGAUCCAUACAAGGUCAACAAGGGCUUGCCUGGAAAAGGGAAGAUCCCAAAGUGCCUCCUUGAAACCAAUCCCGGCGAUCUAGUUAGCGCGGCCCUGAAGGUCUUCACGGAUGUUGCCAAAAAGUCGUUCGAGGCGGCAAUCGCAGAAGAGAAAAAAGAAGAAGAGGAAAAGAAGGAAGGAAUCAAGAGUGCUAAAAACAAUGAGGAUGUGAGAGGGCCGGCAGCCCAGAAACUAUGGGAACUUCUCAUGAGAGCUGAUCAUAUGAGCGUCCGACAAUUACUUAGCUCCGGCACUGGCUGGUAUGACCAAUCCCUCACAGAAUGUGUCCUAGAGGAGCUUGACUUUCACACCCCUGACAUGGACGACAACUUAGACACCAAGAAAAUUCAGUACUGGUGGUGUGUUGACGGCGGCGCUCAAGAGACCGCCAAACGAAUGGCUAUCAAGGCCAAGAAGCGUAUCGAAUAUAACACAAAGGUCCAGUCAAUCGACGCUCAAGUUCCACUCCGUCGAGAGCGUAAAGGUAAAGCUGGUAAGUAUACGGCAAUGAAGAUUAAGACCACCAGGACGGAUCCAAAGACCAAGAAGGUUGAAACUAAGGACAGGGAGUAUUUUGCCAUCUUCAAUAGUACCACCCUCGGUGCCCUGCAACGCAUGGAGCUUCGCGAUGCUGGCUUAUCUUGGGGUACUAAGCAGGCUAUCCGAGCUCUUGGGUAUGGUGCUUCUGCCAAGGUGGGCAUGAAGUUCCGCACUGCAUGGUGGCAAAAAGCACCAUUUAACAUCGCUAGAGGUGGCAUAUCCCGAACCGGCUUACCUCUGCGUGUCUGUGUGUAUCCUUCGUAUAACAUCGAGGCAAAUGAGGGCAAGGACAAAUGGGACCCUGAGAAGCCAGCUGUGCUUCUGUGUUCGUAUACUUGGGGUCAAGAUGCCCAGCGUCUCGGCUCCCUGUGUUCCAAUAACACAACUCAGAACGACGAAGAGCUCAAGAGGGUGAUUAUCCAUGACCUUGCGCGACUCCAUGCGAGAGAUGAGCUUGAGGACUAUACCUUUGACAAGAUGGUGAAACUUCUUGAAGAACAAUACAUCGACCACCACGGCUACGAUUGGUACAGAGACCAACACAUGUCAGGUGCAUUUGCAUAUUUCGGCCCUGGACGGUUCUCCAACAUGUGGCAAGAAAUCAUCAAACCCAAUGCAUUGGGCCAACUGUACCUUGUCGGAGAAGCAGCUUCAUCCCAUCAUGCGUGGAUUGCGGGUGCGCUUGAAAGCGUUGUCCGGGCAGUUUACGUCAUGUUUCAGAAUCUCCAGAACGGUAACGAUACGUUUGAAGCUUACGGCAUCGUCCUUGAUUUGCUCAGUACCGAGCCUGGUGAUGACAAGAAUGAGACCCAGCCACUAAAGAAGCACGGCGAUAUGCCCUCGGGCUUACCUUUCCAUCCUUUGCCAGAGGAGAUGCCUGUAAGACAGUUGCGCACGUCUAAGGAGAAGAAUUUGACUGGUAGUCCUGAGGAGGAGGCUGACAAGGAGAACACCGAUAUGACCUACGGUGCUGCAUUAGCUGUUCUGGGCUUGAUUGAGGGUUUCUAUGAACUGGGAGUGGAUCAGAAUGACCAGUACUAG
This is a messenger RNA of Fusarium venenatum, 2202 nucleotides long. Lineage: Eukaryota; Fungi; Ascomycota; Sordariomycetes; Hypocreales; Nectriaceae. The record is from RefSeq and is a predicted model, not a curated record.